CAUGUAAUUCUAUUACGGGGAAGUAUCAAUUAUACAAGUUUUCCAAUACUGCCUAAAGAAGAGUUUUGCGGAAGCUAUAUUAUAACAGGGAAGAAGUUCUUCAUUUUGCCAUAGAAAAGGAUUAGUUAUUUUCUGGCAUUUGUUUCGAUUUUGAAUAUGAAGAAAGUGCCGCAAUUGUAGAGUGACAAUCGUCAUUUGUAUUGAUCAUUUUAAAGGUUAUUAUGGAAUCUCAGAGGGAUUCAGAGGGUUACGAGCGCCCCCUAUCGUGUGUCAAGUGUGACAAACACGUACAAUUCGUGUGUGAGCCAUGUGAUAGCAGUUUCUGUAACAAGUGUGUAGGAGAACAUGUAUCUAACAGGGAGAGUGGAAGUCAUGACGUCACAUUUCACAAAAUGUACCGGGAAAAAGUAAUAAAGAAAAAUAAAAGAAAAGAAAGCGUGCCAGUUAUAAAGUGUGUUGUGGAUGGUUGGCAAAUGAGCGGAAAAACAAGCAUGAUCCAAGCGUACAUCGACGGCAAAUGCCCAAAGUUUGAGAGCAUCCAUCCCACAGUCCACGAGAUCCACACCGUGGAUAUACGACACCAGGGUAGAGAAGUCUGCAUUCAUUUAUACGACAUUCCAACCUGUGAAUUCUAUGAUGGACUCCGAAGAGUUAUCCUACAGGAAGUGACUUAUGACGUCAUCCUCCUUUGCAUUCCCAUUGAUUUCGUGAAUUUGGAGAGAGAAUCAAAAAUUCUUUUGAAGAAUUUUAACAGAUGUCUUCCUGACCCCCCUCCAGUCAUUGUUAUCGCCACAAAAAUAGACCUCCGCGAAAAAGGAGAACUGAAGCGGAAAUUGCUGACGUCAGAGGAACUCCGCCACUUCGCUCGAACUAUAAAUGCAGUCGGUUAUUUUGAGUGUUCUGCAGUUCAAAACGAGAGUUUCGAAGAUAUUCUUCAAGAAAUAGCAACAAUCUAUUUUACGCCAGGCAAGCUGACAAGGGACAGGCGACUCUAUAGACAACAUGAACACUGUCUAAUUAUGUAGGGGACUUCAUAAACACUGUCAAUGCAUAGGACUUCAAGGGCACCUGCUAUAUAUAACGUGUAUUGUUCCUCUUUCUUCAGUCACAAUUUUAUUUGUAUG
Molecule: messenger RNA, 1124 nt
Organism: Saccostrea cuccullata (small rock oyster)
Lineage: Eukaryota; Metazoa; Mollusca; Bivalvia; Ostreida; Ostreidae
Product: rho-related GTP-binding protein RhoH-like
Exons: 5
Coding region: 222-1025 (267 amino acids)
Biological process (GO): small GTPase-mediated signal transduction
Molecular function (GO): GTPase activity; GTP binding
Source: RefSeq, a predicted model, not a curated record